Messenger RNA from Tinamus guttatus (white-throated tinamou), 985 nucleotides. NCBI's taxonomy places the organism in Eukaryota, Metazoa, Chordata, Aves, Tinamiformes, Tinamidae. The record is from RefSeq and is a predicted model, not a curated record.
AUGGGGACCCCCUGCAGGCGGCUGACGGGAGGACAAGGUGCCCCCCGCGCUGGAACCGGGCAGCGCCCAACGGCCGCGGGCGGCUCCGCCGAGCCCGGCUCCGCCUUGAGGGUGCGACGGCGGCGGCGCUGCCCGGGGCGGGAGAGCCGCGGAGCUCUCGGGAAAAAGGCGUCUUCCCGCUCCUUAACGGUGCUGAACAGCUUCGUUCCAGACCUGCGAAGGCGAGAGGAGCGUGGUGAGCUGCUGCAGCCCGUGCUCUUCAUCCUGCUGGUUCUGUGCUCCGUCCUGCUCUACCUCAAGGUGUCCCUCAUGGAUCCGGGUUUUGUUAAGGCUGAUGAGGAAGGACAGGCAGGAAAGAUUGAAGAACAGAGCAUGGUGACAUCCCCGGUUCCAGUUCCAGGCAAUAUUAAGAUGCGACGUUGUGGCUACUGCAUGGUGAAGCAACCAAUGCGAGCCAAGCACUGCCAGCUGUGCCAACACUGUGUUCGCCGUUAUGACCAUCACUGUCCCUGGAUUGAGAAUUGUGUAGGAGAGAAGAAUCACCCUCUCUUCGUAGUCUACUUGAGCGUGCAGCUUGUAGUUCUGCUGUGGGCUUGGUACAUUGCUUGGUCAGGACUCCACUUUGAACAGUCCUGGGACUGGCUGCAGCACAACAUUUUCCUCCUCAUCUCCUUCCUCCUGAUAGUUGUAUUCACCAUUGUUGACCUGUUGCUGCUUAUUUCACACCUCUAUCUGGUCUCAUGCAACACCACAACCUGGGAAUUCAUGUCACAUCAUCGCAUCUCCUACCUGAAACAUUCCGAGUCAGAGAAUCCCUUUGACCAAGGGGUAAUCCUCAACCUCUGGAGAUUCUUCUGUUCAUGCCACCUCACUACAUGGGAGAAAAUCUACUUUCACAGGGACAGUGAACCUGUCUAGUCACAGUAGAACUGACUUAAUGGAAGUGCCAAAACACCUGCAGGUUGCUGGAUUAAGUUUUACUAAA